This is a messenger RNA of Fusarium proliferatum ET1, 285 nucleotides long. RefSeq lists its product as uncharacterized. NCBI's taxonomy places the organism in Eukaryota, Fungi, Ascomycota, Sordariomycetes, Hypocreales, Nectriaceae. The transcript has 2 exons. The record is from RefSeq and is a predicted model, not a curated record. The coding region runs from base 1 to 285 and encodes 94 amino acids.
AUGGCAUCAAAGCCAGAAACUAUCGUCACAAAACGAGAUAGAACCAAGGAAAACUUCUCAAGAGCGGUUUGGCGACUGAUGAAGCGUUGCGAUCAGAUGCAUUCGCGGUAUGGUACAGACGUCUAUGUUCUCUUUAAGAGGAAGUACCAGCACUACGAGUAUAAUUCGUCACAGAGCACUUCGUUCCCUACGCCGCUCGCGGAACUUGAAAUUACCUACCCAGUGCCUACGAGAAGAACUCCGGCGAAUUUUGAUAAUUCCAGGCUGUCAGAAAGCCGUGAAUAA